Molecule: messenger RNA, 868 nt
Organism: Malania oleifera
Lineage: Eukaryota; Viridiplantae; Streptophyta; Magnoliopsida; Santalales; Ximeniaceae
Product: early nodulin-like protein 6
Exons: 2
Coding region: 84-713 (209 amino acids)
Cellular component (GO): plasma membrane
Molecular function (GO): electron transfer activity
Source: RefSeq, a predicted model, not a curated record
UAACCAACUUAACUGUCAUCAAACCUCCUCUUCCCAUCUUCCUAUCCUAUAUAUAUAAUUAUAAGAACAACCCCAGAUGUACUAUGCAAAUACUCAGUGAUCAGAUUCGCCAAACAAUGGCUUCUGCUCUUCCUUUCUUCUUUUUCCCUCUUCUCUUCAUGAUCAUUUCCGUGGCUAGUCUCUCCGUGUCUUCUUAUCAGUUUCAAGUCGGUGGCCAUAGAGGCUGGAUCGAGCCCACCAUAAACGAGAGCGACAUUUACAAUGAAUGGGCUACUAAAAACCGAUUCCAUGUCGGGGAUUCCAUUUAUUUCAAGUACCAGGAGGACUCGGUGCUUGAAGUGAGCAAGGGAGACUAUGAGAGCUGCAUCACGACAAACCCAAUCUCCAAGUUUGAAGAUGGGAACACGACUUUUCGAUUCGACAGGUACGGGUUUUUCUACUUCAUCAGUGGGGAGCCUGGCCACUGCCAAUCCGGGCAGAAACUGAUUGUACGAGUAAUGGUGCAAUCUGAAGUCCACGCCCCGGAAUCAGCAGCUUCACCAGAUGCAGAGGGGGCAAGCAGCAGUACAGGAUCAGAAGGUGGCCAUGGAUGGAUGUCUGACAACUGGGGGCCGCCCUCCAUGAACCUGAAUUCUACCACCAAGCUUUCGCUUGCAUCCUAUUUCAUGACUGCUCUUGGAGGGGUUCUGGUCAUUCUUUAUCUGUUCAUGUAGGAAGUAGAAUGAGAGUUGUGGUACUUCUUUCUUUCAUUUUGUUAGGUGGAUGGUAUGGGUGUUUAAUUUGUGGUCUAUUUAGUCGUAUUGCAAUUGAUUGAUAUUGUAUGGCUGUUGUUAUUAUUAUUAUUAUUAUUCAUUUUGGUUGCUUCUAA